Molecule: messenger RNA, 939 nt
Organism: Octodon degus (degu)
Lineage: Eukaryota; Metazoa; Chordata; Mammalia; Rodentia; Octodontidae
Product: olfactory receptor 2L3-like
Exons: 1
Coding region: 1-939 (312 amino acids)
Biological process (GO): G protein-coupled receptor signaling pathway
Cellular component (GO): membrane
Molecular function (GO): G protein-coupled receptor activity; olfactory receptor activity
Source: RefSeq, a predicted model, not a curated record
AUGGAAAAUUACACGCAGCCUUUGACUGACUUCGUCCUCCUGGGCCUGUUCCCCCCAUCAAGGGCUGGCCUCGUCCUCUUCACACUCACCUUCCCCGUCUUCCUGAUGGCGCUGGUUGGCAACCUGUGCAUGGUCCUGCUCAUCCUCCUGGACGCCCACCUCCACACACCCAUGUACCUCCUGCCCAGCCAGCUCUCCCUCUUGUAUCUCAUUUAUGUCUGCACCACUGUGCCCAAGAUGGCGUCCGGGUUUCUAUCUGGGAACAAGUCCAUCUCCUUCAUUGGUUGUGGGCUUCAGGCUUUCUUUUUUGUGACUCUAGCUGGUGCAGAAGGGCUGAUCCUGAUGUCCAUGGCCUAUGACCGCUACGUGGCCAUCUGCUUUCCUCUACAUUACCCCAUCCGCAUGAGCAGGAGAGUGUGUGUGCUGAUGGUCCUGGGAUCCUGGACUGCGGCUGCUGUCAAUGCCUGUGCCCACACAGUGUACAUCCUCCGUGUCUCUUACUGCAGGUCCAGGGCCAUCGAUCAUUUCUUCUGUGAUAUCCCUGCCAUGCUCUCUCUGGCCUGUGGGGACAUUAGGGUCCAUGAAUACACUGUAUUCCUCAGUACUGUCAUCUUUCUCCUGAUCCCAUCCAUGAUCAUUGCAUUUUCCUAUGGGAAGGUUCUCCUUGCCGUCUGCCGCAUGCGCUCCCGGGAGGGCAGGAAGAAGGCCUACGCCACCUGCAGCACCCACCUCACUGUGGUGACUUUGUACUAUGCCCCGUUUGCCUACACGUACCUCCGCCCAAAGUCCCUCCGAUCUCCAGCAGAGGACAAGGUCCUGGCUGUCGUCUACACCAUCCUCACCCCAAUGCUCAACCCUGUGAUCUACAGCCUGAGGAACAAGGAGGUGCUGGGUGCCCUGGGAAGAGUGAGGGGGAGAAUUUGCUAUGAAGAACUGUAG